Messenger RNA from Neoarthrinium moseri, 1497 nucleotides. RefSeq lists its product as uncharacterized. Gene Ontology annotation, biological process: glycerophospholipid biosynthetic process. Lineage: Eukaryota; Fungi; Ascomycota; Sordariomycetes; Amphisphaeriales; Apiosporaceae. The record is from RefSeq and is a predicted model, not a curated record. Gene Ontology annotation, cellular component: mitochondrion. The coding region runs from base 1 to 1497 and encodes 498 amino acids. The transcript has a single exon.
AUGCCGACUUACGAGGAUUCUGACUUCGGUGUUGAUACCCCCCUCAGCCCUACCUCAGUCAAGCCUAACGGUCAGAGCCUCCCCCAAGGCUCCCCUUCUCAGAACCUCCCUAUUCCUGGCGAUGAUGGCGAGGGCCCCAUCGAGGUUCCUGCCACCAGGAAUUCGGUGUCCGAGGCUGCCAAGUACAUGCACAACCUGAGUGUAUCUCCCUCGAUGAAGGAGCGACGGGGUUCGCGUAACUCCUUCGGCGCAUCUCUGCCCAUCCCCCGAUCCAAGAGGCAGUCGAGACUAUCAUCAGUCCACUACCCCGAGGGCACUACCGCUGAUGGCCGUCCCGCCCGACCGGGCAUGCCCCCGAUCCAGCCUACUCGGGAACUGCUAGCAUCUCAGAUUCAGGAUGUCGAGUCCGACAAGGUCAAGAAGGCCAAGAACAUGGCCUUUGCCUUCGAUAUCGACGGUGUCUUGGUCCACGGUGACCGCCUGAUUCCGGAGGGAAAGCGUGCCCUCGAGAUCUUGAACGGUGACAACGAGCUCGGCAUCAAGAUCCCCCACAUCUUCCUUACCAACGGCUCUGGCAAGCCUGAAAAGGCUCGUUGUGAACAGCUGUCCAAGAUCCUCCACAACCCCGUGUCGACGGAACAGUUCAUCCAGUCUCACACGCCAAUGAGCGCCCUGGCUGAGUACUACAACACCGUCCUGGUUGUCGGUGGAGAAGGCUUCAAGUGUCGUGAAGUUGCCGAGCUCUACGGCUUCAAGGACAUUGUUGUCCCCAACGACAUUGUCGCCUGGGACGAGACCAUUGCUCCUUACCGACACUUCUCGCCAUGGGAGCGAGCUUCGGCUAAGCCCCGUGACUUCUCAAAGUGCAACAUUGAGGCCAUUCUUGUCUUCUCAGACUCCCGAGACUACGCUACCGAUAUGCAAAUCAUCAUGGAUCUGCUUCGCAGCGAGAACGGCCGCCUUGGCACAAUUGCAAAGGACCCUGUCACCUCGCGCAUUCCCAUCUACUUCUCUCAGGGUGACAUGCUUUGCCCUACGGAGCACUGGACUCCCCGUAUGUCCCAGGGUACCUUCCGCAUUGGGCUGGAGGCCAUGUACAAGGCAUUGACUGGCGCCGAUCUUGAGCGUGUCGUGUACGGCAAGCCCGAGGCUGCCACCUACAAGUACGCCGACGAGAUCAUGACCUCGUGGAUGGAGCAGCUCCACGGUGAGGAGAAGCUUCCCGAGAACAUCUACAUGGUCGGUGACAACCCGGCUUCCGACAUUGUCGGAGGUAACAUGUACGGCUGGAACACCUGCUUGGUCCGCACUGGUGUGUUCCAGGGAGGCGAGAACGACGAGCAGAACCCGGCCAACUUCGGUGUUUUCCCCAACGUCCUCGAGGCUGUCCAGACUGCCCUCAAGAAGCAAUUGGGCAGCGACUUCAAGAUGCACUUCGACGAGACCAUCAACCCCGUCCUCCACGGCGAGAAGCAUGACGCUGCGGCGAUCAUCUAA